This is a messenger RNA of Dovyalis caffra, 1767 nucleotides long. The record is from the annotation of a GenBank genome assembly. Lineage: Eukaryota; Viridiplantae; Streptophyta; Magnoliopsida; Malpighiales; Salicaceae.
AUGGUCAAUCUUACCAAUGCUUCGUUUUGCUAUACCACAGGAAACUUUUCAGCCAAUAGUACCUACGCAAAAAACCGAGACCUAGUUCUCCACUCACUUGCUUCCAAUGUCACAGCCAAUGGGGGAUUCUACAGUACGACGAUAGGCUUAGGAAAUGACACAGUUUACGGUCUUGUGCUAUGCAUGACGGACCCAUCAGCUCAAACUUGUUCGAGAUGUGUCAAUUCUACCAUUCAAGGUCUUCUAGAAGAAUGUCCUAACCAAAAAGAAGCAAUUUCAUGGGGAGGGGAUCCUGUUCCAUGUAUUGUACGUUAUGCGAAUCGUUAUUUUCUUGGAUCACUUGAGCUGUCUCCAGGGGCCGCUGGAUAUAAUAUUGAAACAAAUUGGAGACAGUUUGGUCAAAUUUGGAGUAUUUUAACGACAGACAUUGUAACAAGAGCUUCCAUAGGCUCUUCCAGCAGGCUUAAAUUUGCAGCUGAGACAGCAGACUUGACAUCCACUCAAAAAAUUUAUGUAUUUAUGCAGUGCACUCCUGAUAUAUCACAGAGUAAUUGCAGCGAUUGCCUUCAGGAAUCAGUAGCUUUCUACAAAAAUUGUUGCUACGGGCACCAAGGAGGUUAUGUCAAUAGACCGAACUGUGUUUUACGGUGGGAUUUGUAUCCCUUCUACAACUUAUUUCCUGAAGUUUCAUCUCCAUCUCCAUCUCCAUCUCCUCGAUUUGUUAUUGGUUCUCCUUCACCAAGCCAUACCACAAUCAGGGAAGAGAAGGAGGGUAAAGCUUCUCAGACAGUUAUUGUUACCGUCAUCCCAACAGUUAUCUUCUUAGCGCUUGUUAUCCUCAGUACUUUCACCAUCUUCCGUUUUAGGAAACCAAAGAAAGAGGUCAAAGGAAACUUUACAUCCAAUAGUACCUAUGCAAAAAACCGAGACCUAGUUCUCCGUUCACUUGCUUCCAAUGUCACAGCCAAUAGGGGAUUCUACAAUACGACGAUAGGCUUUGGCAAUGACACAGUUUAUGGUCUUGUUCUUUGUAUGUCAGACCCAUCAGCUCAAGAUUGUUCGAGCUGUGUCAAUUCUGCUAUUCAAAGUCUCAUAGAAGCAUGUCCUGCCCAAAAAGAAGCAAUUUCAUGGGGAGGGGAUCCUGUUCCAUGCAUUGUACAUUACGCCAAUCGUUAUUUUUUUGGAUCACUUGCGCUAUCUCCUACUGACGCUGGAUUUAAUCUGGGUAACUUGGAAACAAAUCUGACACAGUUUGGUCAAAUCUGGAGUGGUUUGAUGGCGGAAACCGUAACAAGAGCUUCCAUGGGCUCUUCCAGCAGGCUUAAGUUUGCAGCUGAGACAGCAGACUUGACAUCCACUCAAAAAAUUUAUGUAUUUAUGCAGUGCACUCCUGAUAUAUCACAGAGUAGUUGCAGCUAUUGCCUGCAAGAAUCAGUAGCCAACUUUAAAAGUUGUUGCUACGGGAAGCAAGGAGGUUAUGUACAGAAACCAAACUGUGUUUUACGGUGGGAUUUGUAUCCCUUCUACAACUUAUUUCCUGAAGUUCCAUCUCCAUCUCCUCCAUUUAUUAUUAGUUCUCCUUCACCAACUAAUACCACAGUCAAGAAAGAGAAGGAGAAUACUGCUUCUCGGACAGUUAUUGUCACCGUCAUCCCAACAGUUAUCUUCUUGGCACUUGUUAUCCUAACUACUUUCACCAUUUUCCGUUUUAGGAAGCCAAAGAAAGAGAUAUCGAUGAAAAUAGCAGCACCGAAUGCUGGCAAUUGA